AUGACCCUACUUGACGACAAGCAAGCUAUCGCCCGUCGCCAGGCGCAGGCGCAGGCCCAUGCACAGACACGGCAGCAGAACCGGGACUCGCUGAGAGCCCAGGGCAGCAUCUCGCAGGAGUCCCUCAUCACCGACGGCUUCGUCAUGCCCAACCUGGAUGUGCCUAGUGAGGCCCCGCCGGCCUACGGCGACCAGGUCGAUAAGGUCACCUUUUCGCAGCCCGGCUUUCAGGCCGGCGCCGCUGUGGCAGGCGAUGGCCGUGUCAACAUCAAUAUCAGCACCAAGAACCGCCGUCUCGCCGAGCUGCUCGCACCCGUUGUCGACAGGCAGGUUUCCGUCGCUGAGACCCAGGAGCCGCUUCCGCCGGCCUACAUCCCGCCAACACUCGGCGGCCUGCCCGGCCAGACGCCGCCGCCGGCGCUCAACAUCGUCAUCCAGAUCGUCGGCUCGCGCGGCGACGUGCAGCCUUUUGUCGCCCUCGGCAAGACGCUGCGCGAUUCCUACGGCCACCGCGUGCGCAUCGCUACCCACGCCACCUUCCAAAAGUUUGUCGAGGACAGCGGCCUCGAGUUCUUCAACAUCGGCGGCGACCCCGCCGAGCUCAUGGCCUUCAUGGUCAAGAACCCCGGCCUCAUGCCCGGCUUCGACGCCCUCAAGAGCGGCGAGGUCAGUAAGCGCCGCCGCGGAAUCGAGGAGAUCCUCAUGGGCUGCUGGCGCUCCUGCAUCGAGGCCGGCAACGGCCUCGGCCCGCCGCCAAAGCCGCACGCGCGCCACGCGCCGGCUAGCUUCGACGCUGGUGAGGUGCCGGGAAACCCGGCGGACCUCCCCUUUGUGGCCGAUGCCAUCAUCGCGAACCCGCCAAGCUUCGCACACAUCCACAUUGCAGAGAAGAUGGGCAUCCCGCUGCACAUGAUGUUCACCAUGCCUUGGACGCCAACGCGGGCCUUUCAACACCCGCUCGCGAAUAUUCAAUCUAGCAACCUCGACGAUACACUGACCAACAACUUGACUUAUACGCUUGUCGAAAUCAUGACGUGGCAAGGCCUCGGCGACGUCAUCAACCGAUUUCGUGAAAAGGCCCUGGAGCUACCAGAGCUGUCACCGCUAUGGGCGCCUGGCCUGCUGACACGGCUCAGGAUAUCGUACACGUACUGCUGGUCACCGGCCCUCAUCCCCAAACCCAAUGAUUGGGGCAACAACAUUGACGUGUCUGGAUUCUACUUUCUCGACCUUGCGUCUUCUUACACGCCGGAUCCUGAGCUCGACGCCUUCCUCAAUGCUGGUCCGCCGCCAGUCUACAUUGGCUUUGGGUCCAUUGUUGUCGACGACCCCAACGCCAUGACGCGCAUGAUUUUUGACGCCAUCCACCUUGCCGGAAUCCGUGCCCUCGUCUCCAAGGGCUGGGGCGGUCUCGGCGCCGACGACGUCGGCCUGCCAGAGGGUGUCUACAUGCUCGGCAACGUGCCUCACGACUGGCUCUUCCAGCACGUCUCCGCCGUCGUGCACCAUGGCGGCGCGGGAACCACAGCAGCGGGCAUCAAGGCCGGCAAGCCGACCUUUGUCGUGCCCUUCUUCGGCGACCAGCCGUUUUGGGGGUCCAUGAUUGCGCGCGCAGGGGCCGGCCCCGAACCCAUCCCAUACAAGGACCUGACGGCGGAGAAACUUGCCGAAGCCAUAAAGAUGUGCAUCGAGCCGGAGACGAUGGAGCAGGCCAAGGUUCUGGGUCAGAAGAUUCGGGAGGAAAAGGGAACGGAUGAGGGUGGAUACAGCUUCCACAAGCAUCUUGACAUUGACAAGAUGCGCUGCUCUGUCGCGCCGAGCCGUGCAGCUGCAUGGCGUGUGCGAAGGACCAAGGUGCGACUCAGCCCUCUUGCGGUUGCUGUUCUCGUCGAGCACAAUGUCAUAAAAUACACGGAUCUCAAAUUGUACCGCCCUUGCGAAUUCAACACCGAUGACCAACCCACUGAUCCGGUAUCCGCGGGAGCAGCCGCCAUCAUGUUGUCUAUUGGAACGAUUGGUAUGGCUAUUGCUGAUAUGCCAAGGGACCUGUGGAAAUCGCACAGAAAAUACAAGAAAGACAGCGACAGCAUGUCCAGACCAACAGAAACCUCCAGUCACAUGUCUCAAAGCGACAACCGCCCGUCCAUAUCACGAGAUGCAAAUGCUUCCCAGUCGUCUCUCCAUACACCGCACACACCGCACACGCCGGAUACGCCCCCUGACACUGGUGCCGAUACACCAACAAGGCAGACGGAGCCUCCAGAGGCCGCAUCUCCCAAACAACGGAGCCUUCGCGAGGAGCACAUGUCACCAGGCAUGGCCUUUAGCAUGGAGAGUGCAGUGGGUACCGCGAGGGGUGUCAACAGGAUCAUCGAGGCGGGCGUCAAGUCGCCUAUGAACUUUUGCCUCGGCUUGGCCAAGGGAUUCCGCAACAUGCCGCGCCUCUACAAUGAUGACCUGGUGCGGCCGGUUGAAAAGGUCACAGACCUGUCUUCUGGCAUCAAGGUCGCCGGCAAGGAGCUUGGCUACGGCUUUUUUGACGGUAUCUCUGGCCUGGUCCGCCAGCCCCUGCAUGGUGCGGAAAAGGAUGGCGCUGUUGGCCUCGUCAAGGGCGUUGGUAAGGGCAUCGGUGGCCUGAUCCUGAAACCCGCCGCCGGCAUCUUCGGUCUUCCCGGAUACGCCAUGCAAGGCGUCCAUGCCGAGCUUGGCAAGCACAUGAGCCGCAGCGUGUACAACUACAUCCUCUCGUCCCGCAUCAAGCAGGGUGAGCUGGACUUGUCUCGCUCGUCCGACGGCGAAUGUGAGGACAUCCUGCGUCGCUGGAACACGGUCAAGUUUGAUCUGUCUCGUUUCUACGACCUCAAGCGCAGAAUGGGCAGCACCGAGGGGCCGUUCCCGCCGCCACCGCCGCUGCCCACGGAAGACAGCAGCGACACCGUUUCCAUCAUGGACAAGGGCUUCUCCAAGCCGCGGACAGGCUGGCUCCAGACGCGGCACCUGUCUCCGGCGCAGAGAAAGCGCAUGCAGGAAGAGAAGCAGACGUGGAAGCGCGGCUACGUCGAGUCGCUAGUGCCUGUCACGCCACCCGCUACUGCAAAGGCCGUCGAGAAGGUGAACAAGGCACAGGAAGAGGACGAGGUGGAGCGCGCUAUCCAGGCGUCUGUAAGGGAAACAUCGCAGGGUGUCGUAGAAGAUGACGCUGAAAUCGAGGCUGCUAUUCGUGAGAGUCUGCGUGUCAUGCGUCAGAGCGGCGCUCUACCAGCAACGGGCUGGAUUGACGAGAAGAAUAUUCGCAACGAUGACCCGUCCAUCUUUGAAGACGAAGCGUUCAAGAUUACCGAUGAAGAGUUCCAGGACCUGAUUCAGUUCGCCAUGCGACAGAGCCUGGCGGAAGAGUACGGCUAUCCUACCGAGGAGUUGGGCAUUCCCGGACCGUCCUCCUCUUCCUUCACCGGAACACCGUCGUCGCGACCGAUACUGACUGAAGAGCCUGCGGCGAUGGACGACCUGUACGGCGCCGAAAAAGCACCGGGCUACCGGCGAGAGCUACCCGCUCACGAGUCGCAGCAGAAUCAGCAGCCGGGGGAGCUUCCAGCACAAGACGUGACGGACGAGGAAGAGUUAGAGCUGCAGCGAGCCAUUGCUGCGUCUAAGGAGGAGAUGGAGCGGGCCGAGACGGAACGCAACGAGGAGGACAUUGUGCUGGAGUACAUCAAGAAGCAGAGCCUGGCAGAGGAGGAGUUUAGAAAGCGAAACAAGGGCAAGGGCAUCAGCACGAAUGAGGAUGAGGACGAGGACGAGGAGCUGAAGAGAGCCAUGGAGGAGAGUUUGAAGAUGAGCCGCGGUGGUUGGGGCGAGAGCAGUGGCAUUAGUAGGAGCGGGAGUGGUAGCGGCAGAGGCAGCGGCAGCGGCAGCGGCAGCGGCAGCGGACUGCAUAAAUCCUCUGGAGCAGGGCCUGCGUGA
Cordyceps fumosorosea ARSEF 2679 is the source of this 3963-nucleotide messenger RNA. Its product is annotated as UDP-glucuronosyl/UDP-glucosyltransferase. Gene Ontology annotation, biological process: carbohydrate metabolic process. The record is from RefSeq and is a predicted model, not a curated record. NCBI's taxonomy places the organism in Eukaryota, Fungi, Ascomycota, Sordariomycetes, Hypocreales, Cordycipitaceae. The transcript has 3 exons. The coding region runs from base 1 to 3963 and encodes 1320 amino acids. Gene Ontology annotation, molecular function: UDP-glycosyltransferase activity; hexosyltransferase activity.